Schizophyllum commune H4-8 is the source of this 1850-nucleotide messenger RNA. RefSeq lists its product as uncharacterized. The coding region runs from base 106 to 1599 and encodes 497 amino acids. Lineage: Eukaryota; Fungi; Basidiomycota; Agaricomycetes; Agaricales; Schizophyllaceae. The record is from RefSeq and is a predicted model, not a curated record. The transcript is spliced from 5 exons.
CGUCGUCCUUGUCCUGUCCGUCCGCUUCUGUCUGUCGUCAGCGUCACCCCCACCUCUCUCUCUCUCUCUCCCGUGCCAGGCCCUUGCCUGUUGUCUCGGCGUAACAUGCCUAGCGAAGGCGAGAGGAUCCGGACUCGGCUUGAUGCCAAAAAGAAGCAGGCGCCCACGCCGUCGAAGAAGUCGCGCUCAAGGAAGGAUGCCCCGGGGAAGGAGAACACCAGUACGGCGAGCAUGCCUCCCACCCGCGCCGGGUCGGUCACAGUCCCGUGGCGGCAGAAAAUUGCGAUACCCUACACGCACCAGCUGCUCGCCAUCAUCUCCGAGAAGACGAAGUACAAGAUCGCAUUCGGCUUCGACAAGGGCGCUGCGAGCCUGGUUCCCGCAGCCGAGGAAGACCCCAACAAGAACAAUCCGACCGGUCUGACGCAGGUCGACCAUGCGAAGUCCAUCGCGCGCAAGCUGCUACUACCCACCGCUUCUGAGCAGGGCACCAUCGAGUACGCUGUCAAGGACGGCGAGCUGAAUGGUUGCUUCACCGAGGACCAUCUCGGGGAGCUCGCGCUGAUCAUCAAGGCCCGCAUCCUCGCCCUCAAGAGGAUGUAUGUUGAGAAGCGCAAUCUCCUCGGCGAGACGGGCAUGGGCCUCAUCGACAACGGCCGGGAGGCUGACAUGACUCAGGGAUCGGAACUGAAGAACAAGUGGGACUCGAUCCAGAAGACCUUCCCGUACUUCAAGACACUCCACAACAUGAUGGGUAGCAGUCCGACUGUCGACCGGGGUGCAAUGGCCAACAGCACGACCCCCGUUGACACGUCCAUUCUCGGGCGAGGAAGUCAGCCUUUCGAUGAUCCGGUCGACCCAUCCCAUGUCGAGCCCUCAAGCAGACUGCAGUCCACGCCUCUCCCCGACGGAGCCUCGGCAACGCGCAAGAGAUCUCGCAACCUGGAGUCCGACGUCUCUGAUGCGGAGCGCACCGAUGGCACGAGUGGUGGUGGUGAUGGCCCCAACUCCGACUCUGACUCCAGCAUGAGCAGCGUCGAGGCUCUCCCUGCAGCUCCAACCAGCAAGGCAUCGGGAAGAUCCCGGAAGAGUCGCACCCCGACCAAGCCGAGCGUAGCUCCCUCCCCUGCUCCUGCCUCUUCCCAUAAGCGUCGUCAACCUAUCGAAGUUGUUGCUGAGUCAGCUGCCGAGGAUCGCAAGGCUCGGAUCGAUCUCGCCAAGUACAAGCUUCGCAAGAAGAACGAGCGCGCGGAGAAGAAGGCCCGUCUUAGCUACGAGGUCGAGCUGGCCAAGGUCAAGCAGAAGGAGAUGGAGUUCGAACUUCGGCAGCUGAACGAGCGUUACGCACGUGAGGAGGCUGAGCGGCAGCGGAACUUUCAGCGCGAGAUGAUGCUUCAUCAACUCGAGCUCGAGCGUAUUCGUGCGGGCCUUCCUGCUGCUUCUGACCAGCCCGCUGGGGGUCUGGCCUCUGCUAAGGCUGGACCGUCAUCGGGAGGUAUCAGCCCGGGCAUGUCUGCCAUGCCGUCGCAGUCAAGCAACGUGCACCCUGUUGACCCUGCCCUUUUUGCUGGCCCCCCUCCGUCUGGCCCAUUCUACUGAUGGAUCUUUGUAUGUCCAAUUUGUCCACUCCAUUGCACUCCUUAAAUGCCCUCACUCUCUUUACUGUGUUCUUCACAUACAUAUCACUUGUAAUACUUAAUCAUUCUACUGUUCUCUGCUGAUGUGCAUGCAUCAUGCCAUACUUAUAUACUCUAUUGCUGGUGGCUGAAUAACGCUUCCUUCAACUGUGCCCGCUUGUACCUGCCCUCUAGAAGCUCAAUAUCAUCAUCCUCAUCCAGUUCCUGCUCUGU